AUGCUCGGCAGUGCUCCGGGGCUUUCCGGUCGGUGGGAGAGGCUCGAGCCGCGGCCGCGCGCUAGGAUGCUGCGCCAGGUGUUGCACGCGGGCCUGAGGACCUCGUUCCACGCGCUGGGCCGGUUCGUGGCGAGCCACCCGGUGUUCUUCGCCUCGGCGCCCGUGCUCCUCUCCAUCCUGCUGGGCGCCAGCUUCAGCCGGUACCGCGUGGAGGAGGACGUGGAGAGCCUGCUGGCGCCCAAACACAGCCUGGCCAAGAUCGAGGGCAACCUGGUGGACAGCCUGUUCCCCGUGAACCGAUCCAAGCACGCGCUCUACUCCGACCUGCAGACACCGGGCCGGUACGGGCGCGUGAUCGUCACCACCCGAAAGGGGAGCGUGCUGGACCCGGUUCACCUGGACACCAUACUCAAGCUCCACAGGCGGAUCUACCAGAUGCAGGUGACGGUCCCGGCCACGGGCUUCAACAGCUUCAACUACUCCUUCUCCUACCUCUGUCUCCCUGACGACAAGAACGUCUGCAUCAUCGAUGACAUCAUCCGCGCCAUGGAGGAGAUCCAGGCGGCUCGCACCUCCAACCGGUCCGUCCCGGUCCUGCGGUACCCCAUCACCCAGCUGGCAGACGGACGGCAGGCGUACAUCGGCCACCAGCUGGGCGGCGUGCAGGGUUGGGGUCCCAGCGGGGCGGUGCGAGCUCAGGGGACGGGGGCCAGGGGGGAAGGCGUCCGUUCUGCCAGGGCGCUGCAGCUCACCUACUACCUCCAAGCUCGAGGCGGCCUGAUGGACCGGGUGGCCAGCCAGUGGGAAAAGGCCUUCUGCGCUGAGCUGCAGCACUUUGCGGCGUUGCACCCGAAGCUGGGCCUCUACCCUUCCACUUCCUCUUCCCUGAGGACAGACUUCCAGUUCUCCUCUGUGCUGGCGCGUCGCCCCCUGUUGGCCAGCCUGGGCGUGUGCGGCGUGCUGGCCCUCCUCUGCUGCUCUAUGAGGGACUGUGUGAGGUCCAAGCCCUGGCUGGGACUCCUGGCUCUGCUGUCGAUCACGCUGUCGGGCCUCACUGCUGCUGGAAUACUCAACCUGACCGGGGCCACCUACAACUCCACAUACCUGGGCAUCCCCUUCGUCAUGCUCGGUCACGGGCUCUUCGGCUCCUUCGAGAUUCUGUCGUCGUGGAGGCGAACCCGGGAGGACCAGCACGUGAAGGAGCGCGUGGCGAGCGUCUUCGAGGACGUCAUGCUGCGUUUCUCCGGCUCCACCAUGCUCCACCUCAUGACGCUGGGCCUGGCCGCCUCGCCGCUCACCAACAUGGAGGCCGUCCGGCUCUUCUGCCGCACCGCCGCCCUCGCCGUCACCAUCAGCUACGUUUACAUGCUGUCCUUCUACAGCUCCUGCCUGGUGUUCACCGGCUACCUAGAGACCGGCUACAGACACGGCUGCUUCUGCCGGAGAGUCCCCAAACCGGACCGGCUGGACUCCAAACCGGCCUGGUACAGGUGUUUGAUGUACACCCGCUACCAGGAUGAAGCGCAGACCACCAACCCGCCGCACGCCGUCGCUCACGCUCACACGCCAAACCCCAACCUGACGCACACGCACACGGUGAACCACCCCGGUGUGCACGGACACGUGGCCAACUCCACGCACACACAUCCACACUCUCACACGCACUCGACGGCGAGCACGGACCCUCAUCCUCAGGACUCGCACCUUCUGCUGGGGUGUGUGCGGCGUUGCUACGGAGACUGGAUCACCAACACAUACGUCAAGCCCUUUGUGGUUCUGCUUUACCUGGUUUACAUCUCCUUCGGAUUGAUGGGGUUCCUACAGGUGACCCAGGGCUCCGACCCCAGCGCGCUGGUUGCCAUGGACACAGCGACAGUAUUGUACACCCGCGCCCAGCAGCGUUACUUCAGCUCCUACUCCCCUGUGAUUGGAUUCUACAUCUACGAAAGCGCCCCCUACUGGAACGCCUCGGUGCAGCGGGACCUGCUGGAAUACGCCAAAGGCUUCCAGAGGAUCAGCUGGCUGGAGGCGUACCUGAACUACCUGUCGGACCGCAACCAGUCCACCAGCCAGCCGCGGGAGAACUUCACCCGCACGCUCCGCCACUCCUUCCUGCGCGAGCCGCAGUUCGCCCACUUUGCGGACGACAUCAUAUUCGCGGAGCGCGGCCAGGGCGAGGAGCCCGACGUGGCGGCCUCGCGCAUCUUCCUGGUCGCCAAGACGACGGAGAACAAGCGCGAGGAGAUGUCGGUGCUGCUGGACACGCUGCGGCGCCUGUCGCUGACCUCGCGCGUCCGCUUCCUCAUCUUUAACCCUUCCUUCGUGUACCUGGACCGCUACGCCGCGGCGGUCAGCUCCCCCCUCAGACACUCACUGCUGGCGGUGCUCUUCCUGUUGGGUUUGUCCUCGCUGGCCGUCGUGGAGCCGCUGGUCUCCGUGUGGCUGGGCCUCACCCUGCUCUCCGUCCAGUUCGGGGUGCUGGGCUUCAUGACCUUAUGGGGCGUGGAGCUGGACUGCAUGUCCGUGCUGUGUCUGAUAUCGGCCUUGGGGCACUCGGCGGACUGCAGCGGCCCUCUGCUCUGCGGCUUCGCCUCGGGUCGGGGCGAGAGCAGGACUCGCUGGGUGAGAGUGGCGCUGGAGAGACACGGGGUUCCCUCCCUGCAGACGCUCAUCUGCUACAGCGUCGCCCUGGUGCCUGUUGGCUCCGUACGCUCCAACCUCACGCGCACACUGUUCCGCUGCCUCACCCUCACGGCCGGCUGCUCGGCCCUGCACACGCUGGCGUUCCUGCCCACCCUGCUCACCUUCCUGCCCCCCUCCAAGAGCCGGGGUCACCGGCCCGGAGAAGAGGGCCAGAGGCAGGAGGUCGAGUGCGUCGAAAUGAACGACAGCACCAGAGUGGUCGACCAGAUCACCACUGUCUGAGCGCGGGGAUGACGCUGGUUUUUUUGGGCUCCUGCGUUGCCAUGGUGACUGCCGGCUGGGAAGUGGUUCAGCCGCCGAGCGCGCCGCUGACGAGAAUGCUGAUACUUGUGAAGACAGGAAGCAAACGGAGGGUGCGACGGAGGAAAGAUGGGAUGAAAAUUAAGAGUAGAAGGUCAAGAGAAAAUAGAUUCAAGAGAGCAGGAGGCAGAUGAAGACCAGGAGGGAGAGAAAGACAGGUUUCCGAUGCAGUGUAUCCAUGGUUACCUGCUUGUUGCUAGUGCUGUGCGGCAUGUGAAUGAGGUUUAUUUUCCCCCAAACGGCCAAUCAGAAGUUGAGGAUCAGCCGAGGUGUGACGUCACCACAGAAGAAGUGCCACACUUUUCACGUCUACGAAACUUUGCUUUAGAUCCGAUCCCGUCGUUUUGCUACUGCUAUCUGUUCGCCAUACCAAGUUGCACAAAUACAGCUACAAUGACAUGAGGCAAUCAUCUGUAUGACUCGAGUAUUUCUACUUUAAUGCUGGACAAAUAAAGUCAAAAUAAGGAAACGUGA
Messenger RNA from Stegastes partitus (bicolor damselfish), 3477 nucleotides. RefSeq names its product patched domain containing 1 (gene ptchd1). Lineage: Eukaryota; Metazoa; Chordata; Actinopteri; Pomacentridae. Gene Ontology annotation, biological process: chemical synaptic transmission; cognition. Gene Ontology annotation, cellular component: plasma membrane; synapse. The record is from RefSeq and is a predicted model, not a curated record. Bases 1 to 2925 code for a protein of 974 amino acids. The transcript is spliced from 4 exons.